ACCGUCGCUGGACCGCUGUAUCCCCUUUCCUUACCCUCAGUUCCUCUCCACCAUGGCACUGCGAAAAGCUAAUACCUCUGAACUUGCUGAUUCUGCUAUCUCAUCUUCUAUCGUCUUACCUGUUGUCAGGCUCUCACAUCACACUACUCGGUUUCUUCCCAUUGUCUCGAUUCAGAUGCUUUCAGUUUUGAUUCUGCUUGAGCAGCCUUGGCAGGAACAGAGUUGGCGAGGAUGCUGAGAGGAGGUUAAUUAUUGCCUUCAGGUUUCUGUACCCUUUUUCACAAAGCAUCGACAUUUCCGUCAUUCCUACCUCAAAAUCAGUUACCUCUUGAAUGCUCUGGGCUAGUAUCUCAAAUCAGGUUUGUUCUCUUCGUCAAUUUCAUUCUCCGUUGCUUUUCCUUUUCCCUGUGGUUUCAAUUUGGUUUUGGAUCUGUACCUUUACUGUGCUUGUUUGGUUGCCAGAAAAAGGAGAAAGUUUUCUUUCCCUCACUAUGAUGUAGGACAGCAAGACUGUCAGAUUUGUAAGGUGUUUCUUGGUUAAGAUGAAAAUCUUAUUGUUUUAUUCAUAAUGAAAAGGUUUGUUCCCAUAAGUGGUACUCUCAACAAUCUUGGUCAUUGGUUAUUUUGAAGGACUUGCCAAUUUAGUUGAGUUAAUAUUGGUCAAAUCAAAUGCAAAUUGAUUAAGGGAUUAGCUUAUUGAGUCUUUGGUUGAACCAGCCAGUCCAGUUUGGCUCUGACUCUGAUGGAUACUGAUGGAUAUUUUGAUAUGUAAUAAUAUGAAAAAUAUCAUGUGCAAUGAACACAUUUUAGAAGUAACAGGAACAUUAUCACAUUAUAUUGAGUGGAGGCUUUGGAUGAUGAGAAAUCAAGUUCUUUUCUUGUUCAUAUUUCACUUAAAUAUUUAUCUUCAAUCUUUUCAGUUGUUAAAAACCAAUCCUUCAUCCAAAAAGAGGCACUUUAGAAGGGAUUUAGCCAUCAUUUAUCUUUUUUCCUUAUUCCUUAUUUCUUUCAUUUUUUUCAAAAUAGGAAUGUUAAUAUUCAAUUCAAUUUAUGGAUUUUUGAAAUUUAGCAGAAUGUUUUAGCAUCAUUAGUAAUCAACAGGGGUUCACUAUGCUCUUAAUUUGUUUGAAAUUCAAAUUUGAAGUUGUAAGUGUGAGCUAUCUUCUCUUAUGGUUCAAUUGUUUGAUUAACAUUCUCAAUGGCAGAUCUCACUACUAAUCAUGAUUAAAUUGUUGAAUUAGCU
Messenger RNA from Rubroshorea leprosula, 1243 nucleotides. Lineage: Eukaryota; Viridiplantae; Streptophyta; Magnoliopsida; Malvales; Dipterocarpaceae. The record is from the annotation of a GenBank genome assembly.